Suillus subaureus is the source of this 1902-nucleotide messenger RNA. RefSeq lists its product as uncharacterized. NCBI's taxonomy places the organism in Eukaryota, Fungi, Basidiomycota, Agaricomycetes, Boletales, Suillaceae. The coding region runs from base 1 to 1902 and encodes 633 amino acids. Gene Ontology annotation, molecular function: polyamine oxidase activity; L-amino-acid oxidase activity. Gene Ontology annotation, biological process: amino acid catabolic process. The record is from RefSeq and is a predicted model, not a curated record. The transcript has 5 exons.
AUGGUUUUCCAAGGAGAUGUGUUCAGUUACUGGGGUCGAAACAUUAUCGAAGAUUAUGAUGAUGUUCUCCUCAAAAACAUUCCCUCACUCACCGCGAUUCCUCUCGAAGAGACCUCGCAGCUACCUGUGCUCCCUAAGCAUGGUUAUGGUCCGCCGGGUGCAGUAGGAAUCCUAGGCGCAGGAGUUGGUGGUCUAUACACUGCCCUCAUCCUAAAUUCGCUGAACAUCGACUACGAGAUCCUGGAGGCGUCUGACCGCACCGGCGGACGUCUCCUUACCUACAACUUUCCGAAUGGUGGCAAAUACGACUACUACGAUGUUGGCGCCAUGAGGUUUCCCCUGCCAAAGAAGGAUGCUCAAGGCAAUUACAAGCCUGGCAUCAUGAGGCGCUUGGGCGAGUUAAUCAACUACUCGAAGCUCAACGAGGGUUUAUCCAAGGCACCUCUAAGCUCCAAACUGAUCGAUUAUUAUUUUACGUCACAGAGACAAGGGCAUUUCCUCUACUUCAACAAUCAACGUUAUCAAGUCUCUCAGACAUCGCGCCCUCCUGACUUCCGUGCCCAAGAAAUGGGUGUGAAUUCUCAGUACGUCGUCGCGGGAGUUGAGAAUAUUGUCGAGGAUGUCAUCCAGCCAUUCGCUAAGGACCUCAUGAAAGACUUAGAGCAAAAUGUCCAUUCGGGCUGGCACAACAUGAUGAAGCACGAUGCAUACUCGCUUCGUUCAUUCAUGUCAUUCAAGUACAUUCCCAGCGCCAGCCUUCAAAUUCCGCGCACGCAUCUUUCUACCAACGUUAUCAAUUGGUGCGAGACAUUCUACGACAGCACAGGCCCAUUUAACCGUGCUUUAACCGAGUCGGUUCUUGAUGCACUGGCAUUCGUCAGUGUCGAGUCGCAGACCUUUGGAGAAGUAGAAUGGAAGUGUUUCGAAGGCGGUUCUCAAGUGCUUACCGACUACAUGGCGGCAUACAUUACUAGUACUACUAUCGGCACCAAGCCUGUCAUCCAGUUCAAUAAGAAGGUCACGAGUAUCAUUCAGAGUGGGGACAUAGCGAUGAAUGUUUAUGUGAGGGGUGAAUCUAGCCCGCGCACAUAUUCACACGUUAUAUCGACCAUCCCUCUGCCGGGCCUGCGGAUGAUUGAACUCGGAGGUGCUGGUUUAAAUGUGAUGCAGAAAAAUGCAUUGCGUAAACUGCAGUACGGUCCUUCAGUCAAGGUUGGCAUGCGCUUUCAAUCAGCGUGGUGGACCGAACUUUUCGAUAUAAUAGGAGGCCAAUCAUCCACAGACCUUCCUAUUCGAACUAUCAUCUACCCGUCUUAUGGGGUUGAAUCUAGCACACCGUCCACAGUGCUGAUUGCAAGUUACUGUUUGACAAAUGAUGCAGAACGCUUGGGAGCGCUCAUCAACACCAGUAAGAUAGAGUAUGAGGAGCAAUUGAAGGAACUCGUGCUGCGCAAUCUCGCGGAAGUACACAAUAUGGAUUAUAGUUUCUUGUUGGGUCAGUACGUAGAUAUGCAUGCAUGGGACUGGAGCGACGAACCACUCGUCAUGGGUGCCUUCGCGUUCUUUGGCCCCGGAGAUUUUCAAGAUUUAUACACAUCUCUCACCGUACCCAAUGCCAACAAGAGGCUUCAUUUCGCUGGAGAGGCCAUCAGCACCCGUCACGCGUGGGUUGUCGGUGCAUUGGACAGUGCAUGGCGCGCAGUGUAUGAAUACCUGCUUGCAUCUGGACAGCAUGAUAAGAUUCAAAGAUUCUUCGAGCUGUGGGGCCGGAAUGAAGAGUGGACGGGCCAAUCCAAACAUGGAAAGCACGAUCCAGCUGAUCCGAACACCAUGUUGCGAGUUCACAUGGGAUUCACAUAUGCUAGUGAACUCACUGGGGAGCAAGCUGUCCUUUCUAUUUGA